Molecule: messenger RNA, 1242 nt
Organism: Peromyscus eremicus (cactus mouse)
Lineage: Eukaryota; Metazoa; Chordata; Mammalia; Rodentia; Cricetidae
Product: interferon-inducible GTPase 1-like
Exons: 1
Coding region: 1-1242 (413 amino acids)
Biological process (GO): cellular response to interferon-beta; defense response
Cellular component (GO): endoplasmic reticulum membrane
Molecular function (GO): GTP binding; GTPase activity
Source: RefSeq, a predicted model, not a curated record
AUGGGUCAGUCCUCUUCUGAUACAUCUCAAAAUGAAGACCAUGGAUAUUUGGAGUCAAGCUUCACUGCAUAUUUUAAGACUAUUAAAACAGAAAACAAAAUCGUUUCUCAGGAAACCAUCAAUUUAAUAGAAUUUCAUCUGAAAAAGGGAAACAUUUAUUGGGCAAACUCUGUAAUCAAUGCUACAUUAAAAAAUAUUGAUGACAUCCCAAUCAACAUUGCUGUGACAGGAGAGUCUGGAGCAGGGAAGUCCAGCUUCAUCAAUGCCCUGAGGGGGGUUGGACACGAAGACGAAGGUGCAGCUAAAGUUGGGAUAGUAGAGACAACUAUGGAAAGAACUCCAUACAUACACCCCAAAGUUAAAAAUUUGACUUUAUGGGACAUGCCUGGCAUUGGAACUAUAAAAUUUCCGCCAAAAGAUUAUCUGGAGAAAAUGAAAUUCCAAGAGUAUGAUUUCUUCAUUAUUGUUUCUGCCACACGUUUUACGAAACUUGAACUAGACCUUGCCAAAGCAAUCAGAUUCAUGGGAAAGAAUUACUACUUUGUGAGAACUAAGGUGGACAUUGAUUUAGACAAUGAAAAGAAAUCCAAACCACGGACCUUUGACAGAAAAAAGGUGCUACAGCAAAUUCAAAGUUACUGUGAGAAUGCGUUUAGUCAGAAUAACAUGGAUGCACCGCAGAUUUUCUUGAUUUCUAACAAUGAUUUAUCUAGCUAUGAUUUUCCAGUCCUGAUGGACACGUUGACAACAGAUAUUCCUAAUGAAAAGCGCCACAAUUUAAUGUUUUCCUUGCCUAAUAUUACUGAGACAGCCAUUGACAGAAAGCACAAGUCUAUGCAGCAAUUAAUCUGGUUGGAAGCCUUCAAGGCUGGAAUUUUGGCUAAUGUUCCUGUAGCGAGCAUCCUCAGGGAUGAUGUGAAAAAGCUGAAGGAGAAGUUAAACCACUAUCGAAACCUCUUUGGAGUGGAUGAUGAAUCCCUGGCAUUCAUGGCUAAGGAUUUCCAAAUGCCCGUUGGACAGCUGAAAAAACUCAUUAAAUCUCCUGAUUUAUUAGAAACCAAGGAAGAAGAAACAUUAGAAGGAAAGCUUUUGAAAUAUUUGAAGACAUCUGUCUCGGCUAAUGGUGGGCUCCUUGGUUUAGGUCUUUACUUUUUAAAAGACUUUUACUUGCAAUUUUAUUUAAUUGAUGCAAUUACUGAAGAUGCCAAAGUUCUCCUUCAAGUGACAUGCUCAAAAAACUAG